Molecule: messenger RNA, 1086 nt
Organism: Aspergillus melleus
Lineage: Eukaryota; Fungi; Ascomycota; Eurotiomycetes; Eurotiales; Aspergillaceae
Exons: 1
Coding region: 1-1086 (361 amino acids)
Source: RefSeq, a predicted model, not a curated record
AUGGCGGUGUCGCGCACCGUUCUCGACGACAACGAGUAUGCCAACCGGUUUGGCCGCCUCGACGGAGCUAUCAAGGACCUAGCGUUCGCGGUCCGGAAGGAUUGGAAGUCUCUGCCCGGCUGGCUGAGCGGAUUCGUCAACGAGGAUGCCGCCGCCGUCGGCACCAAGGAGAUGACCGCCAUUGGUCGCGCCUUCAUGAGCCGCUGGUUGGCCGAUGAAGUAUUCGGGCGGUAUUUCCAUCCGGUGCUGGAUCCGUCGUUCAGCCGUCAGUUGAAGGAAAUUGAGCUCAACCUGCGCCGGCAGCAGGGCAAAACCGCCACGGAGGAGGAUAAAGAGAAUGCCAUUGCUCGCAUCUCCAACUGGCGCCGCACUACCUUGGACGGGCUCGAGGACGCGCUGAUCGGCCCGACCGCCGACGAACACCGCGUCCAGCUUAUUGACCAUCUGGUGAAAGGCCUGUUCAAGGCGCUCACCGAUCACCUGCAGAGUCCCCCGCCGCCGGGUAUCGAGAACGGCGCUCGCAUGAUCGUGGAAAACGCGAUCGGGAUUGCGGAGAAAAUUCCUCUCGAGUCGCGCGAUCUCUGCGUGGACUACCUCCUUCCGGGCACCGUCUUGCACGAACCUACGAUGAAGGUCGAGACCGGUAUUCCUCCUUUGACCAAUGCCGCCCCGCCUGAAUCUACAGCCACCCGCGGUUCCGACGAUCAGGACCGUCCGGCGGACCAUCCUGGUGCCGAGGACCUCGACGUCGACCGCGACUCUUCGUCGGGCUCAACCAACCCCGAGGGCGCCACGCCGGGACGUGAGCAGCGCGUCCGCUCCGUGUUCAGCAGCCUGAUGGGGCGCAAACCACAGCAGCAGCAACAGCAACAAGGCGGUGGUCCACCGAUCGCCCCGGGCCCUGGCGGCAACGGGGACUCGGCGGUCCGUCCGACGACCGCCGGUGCCGACGACCGUGCGGGUGGUGGCGUGGUCCCUCAAGUCCCUCAGCCUCGUAUUCGCCUUUCGACCUUCAUCACAGCCGACGUGAGGGGACGGGGACCGGUCAAUGUGCUCGUCAAGGCGCCUGUAUAUUUGAUGGAAUGA